Branchiostoma belcheri (Belcher's lancelet) is the source of this 2055-nucleotide messenger RNA. RefSeq names its product multidrug resistance-associated protein 5-like. NCBI's taxonomy places the organism in Eukaryota, Metazoa, Chordata, Leptocardii, Amphioxiformes, Branchiostomatidae. The record is from RefSeq and is a predicted model, not a curated record. The transcript has 11 exons. Gene Ontology annotation, cellular component: membrane. Gene Ontology annotation, biological process: transmembrane transport. Gene Ontology annotation, molecular function: ATP binding; ATP hydrolysis activity; ABC-type transporter activity. Bases 1 to 1599 code for a protein of 532 amino acids.
AUGUUAAAUGAUGUUUGGCUUUUUCUUUCUAAGGGGACACUCGGAGCUUCUUCGUCGAUGCACGACUCAGUCUUUGCCUCGAUAUUCCGUUGUCCCAUGAAGAUCUUUGACGUCACUCCCACUGGAAGGAUCCUGAACAGGUUCUCGCGAGAUUUGGACGAGAUUGACGUCCGCCUGCCCCUGACCAUGCAGUUGUUCCUGGAUAACAUCUGGGUCGUGUUAGCCUCCAUUCUGAACGUCUGUAUCGUGUUCCCGUGGUUCCUCAUAGCGCUGGUGCCUCUCGGCAUCAUGUUUGCCCUGGUCAACAUCUUCUUCAGACACAUCAUCAGGGAACUGAAAAGAUUCGACAACGUUCGGAGGUCCCCCUGGUUCUCCCACGUCACAGCCUCCAUCCAGGGCCUCAGCACCAUCCACGCCUAUCACAAGAACAGCGACGUCAUGGCCACGUUCACCACGCUCAUGGACAAAAACAACGCCGCCUUCCUGAUGUACCACUUCAGCACCCGCUGGCUGGCGGUCCGCCUCGACACCGUGUCCCUCUCCAUCAACGUGCUGGCCGCGCUCAUGGUGGUGGUGUUCCAGGGACAGAUCCCGCCGUCCUGGGACGGGCUGGCGCUGUCGUAUGCCAUUCAGACGUCAGGCCUGCUACAGUUGACCGUCCGGAUGGCGUCAGAGACGGAGUCCAGGUUCACGUGUGUGGAGAGGAUAACACACUAUGCCGACAAUCUGGAACAGGAAGUCCCAGAGCAUAUAAAAGAGUCGGACCCGGCUGAAAACUGGCCUGACCAGGGCGUUGUGCAGUUUGACCGGUACCAGAUGCGCUAUAGGGAGAGCCUGCCCUUGGUGCUGAAGGACGUUCAGUGCAACAUCCGGCCCAGAGAGUCGGUGAGAAUUGUGGGUAGAACGGGAUCGGGCAAGUCGUCACUGGGCGUUGUUCUGUUCCGAUUGGUGGAGCCGACGGACGGGACCAUCCUGAUCGACGGGGUGGACAUCAGCAAGAUCGGUCUCCAGUCCCUCCGCAGCAAACUCUCCAUAAUCCCACAGGAUCCGGUCUUAUUUGUAGGAACUGUCAGGUAUAAUCUGGACCCGUUCAAUCAGUACCAUGAUCCAGAGCUAUGGCGUGCACUAGAGAGGACCUACAUGAAGGAUGCGAUAUCGGGGCUAGAGAAACAGUUAGAAGCUCCUGUGGUAGAAAACGGUAAAAACUUCUCAGUGGGUGAACGGCAGCUUAUCUGUAUGGCCAGGGCCUUGCUCAGGAACAGCAAGGUCAUUCUGCUUGACGAGGCAACAGCGGCCAUCGACUCGGAGACAGACAGCCUGAUACAGAAGACCAUCCACGAGGCCUUCACAGACUGCACCAUGUUGACCAUAGCUCAUCGACUCAACACUGUGCUGAACAGCGACCGUAUUAUGGUCAUGGAGGAUGGAAAGCUGGUGGAAUUUGACCCCCCAGCGGUUCUCAUGUCCGACCCCAACUCACGCUUCAGUGCCAUGAUGGCGGCCGCCGGAAGUGACGUCAACAAAUACCUCACAAACAACCCCCUACCGGAUGUAGAAGAAAGCAGACGAAGAAGAGGAUACGAAGUUGUAGAUUACUAGUAUGUUGUGGGACAAGUAUUGUCGUCAGUUUGUAUAUCAGUCACCAAGGGUUUAUAUAUUUUAAUAAAUAGUCCAGAGAAAAGACGUGUAUCAACUUAGUGAGCAUCUGUAACUUUUUCGUUUGUUUUAACUGUUCAUCACCUAUAUUACUAUGCAAUAUAGGCGAUGCAGGUUUGUAACGUACAGUAUCAAAACCAACAGGGACAGUAUUAUUACAGAAAAUUUGUGAAGAUGAAUGAGAUACUAAAGCGGCGAGUGCAAUUAUUAUCCAGUGUUUUAACCGUAACUGUUACAACUAAUCGUUAGUUUUUCCAGUGAACAGUCUAUGAGCUGAACAAGUAUAUACAUAUAUAUAUGUUGUGUUAUUUUGUGGGAGGGAAUAAGUAAUGUCAUUAUUUAUGUAUACGGAGCUGUGUUACAUUUUUGUAUUUCUGUCAUGCCUUAAAAUGAGUUUUU